Messenger RNA from Epithele typhae, 963 nucleotides. RefSeq lists its product as uncharacterized. Lineage: Eukaryota; Fungi; Basidiomycota; Agaricomycetes; Polyporales; Epitheliaceae. The record is from RefSeq and is a predicted model, not a curated record. The annotation marks the transcript as partial. The transcript is spliced from 2 exons.
UCCCAGGACUCGGAGUUCUGGUUCGAAGACGGCUCCGUCACCUUGGUAGUGGAAGAAACAGGCUUCUUUGUCUUCAAAAGCGUCCUCGCACGGCAGUCUAAGUUCAUGAGCCGUCUUUUCGAAGGGCAAGCGGACGUACCCGACGAUGUCACAAUUUUCCAUGAUGGCACAGAGGGCAUGGUGAUCUGUUUCCGCUCCGACAUCGCCCAAGAAUGGCGCCAUGUCUUGCGGGGCUGCAUGUCCCAGCACAGAACGCUCCUACUUCCGGGAGACCCGCCCCCCCACCCUUCUGCGGAACAAGUGUUCGCCUAUGUUCGGCUCGGACGGAAGUACGAGUUCACAGGGCUCUACGAAAGCGCGAUGCGCUACCUGAGAAACUACUUCCCCACCAAUUUGACCCGAUGGCGACAGCUCUCGCGAUACGUCCCUCCACAGUUCACCAUGAUCGACGCCGUCGGCGUGGUCAACAUCGCUCGACUGGCUCCUGACCUCUCCAUCCUCCCCACCGCUCUCUUCGCCUGCUGCGUAAGCACCCGUCCGGAGAUCGUAGUAGGGGACGCCCAACUCGACCAGCGACACGGGCGUCUUUCGGAAGAAGACGUUGCGCUCUGCUGGAAGGCCAGGACGCGUCUGGUCGCGGUCACGAGCUCGUCACUGCUCGCCGUCGUCUCGCCGAUCCUCCUCAGCGACUGCGGAAGCAUCUCCUUCCAUGGAGACCUGUGCAAGGCUGCAGCGCCCCACUUCCUGCAGGCGGUCGAGACGCAGAUCGCGAAGGAUGAGAAGAACCCGCUCCAGAGCGUGGUUUCUAGGUUCGACGAAGGAUUGCUUCAAAAACUCUGCCCGCAGUGCCUUGCUGGUCUGAAGGAUCGCAGCCAGAAGAUCGCGCGGCAGAACUGGAACAAGUUGCCCUCUCUGCUCGGGUUGGAGAACUUGGACGUGGAGUGGGAGAAAGAGGAUGUCUGA